Molecule: messenger RNA, 2829 nt
Organism: Adineta ricciae
Lineage: Eukaryota; Metazoa; Rotifera; Eurotatoria; Adinetida; Adinetidae
Source: the annotation of a GenBank genome assembly
AUGGAAAAUUCAGACACAGAUGCCAACAUCGAAUCUCAUUCUUCUAACCGUCAUCCACCACAUCUUCGUGGAAAAGCCAUUGGUUUAUGGUACGCUCAACGUCAAUACCAACGGCCGAAAACUGCUUCACAACCAUCUUCUCGAUCUGUAGCAACAGUUGAAUUAACUCCGAACGAAAUUCAACGUGUCACGAAAAUUCGCCAAUUAUUCCAUCAAAACGAUUCCAAAGAACCGCUGCUCGAUAUUGACGAUGCUGAACAUACGAUGAAAUUUGAUAAUCUCCAUAGUUCAUUUCAGUAUUUCGAGCCACUUACACGACAGUUUGUUAUUGAUCAAAAUCUGUUGCAAGAUCUGCAGAGAAAACAACGCUCAGCUUUAUACGAAAAAUUGAAUGCAAAACGAACGUGUUUGCCUAUUAGUAACUACCGACAAACUAUUCUCGAUACUAUUGAACAAAAUCAAAUUUUCAUUCUUGUUGGAGAAACUGGUUCAGGAAAAACAACGCAAACAGCACAGUUUAUUCUUGAUGAUCAAAUUCUCAAAGGUCAAGGUAGUCAAUGUCGAAUUUUAUGCUCUCAGCCACGUCGAAUCAGCGCGACGUCAGUGGCUGAGCGUGUAGCGCAAGAACGUGGCGAAAUGCAUCCCGGUGAUUCUGUUGGUUAUCAUAUCCGUCUUUCCGCCCAAUUUCCACGCAAAAAUGGUUCCAUCCUAUUUUGUACCACAGGAAUGUUGUUGAAAUAUAUUGAAAAAUACACCAAUUUUGAACAUUUUUCUCACGUGAUCUUGGAUGAAAUUCACGAGAGAAAUAUCGAAAUGGAUUUUUUACUUAUUUUCAUCAAGCGUCUCUUAAAAAUCCGACAAGAUCUUAAAGUAAUAUUGAUGAGUGCCUCGAUUCAAGCUGAGAAGUUCAGUGCUUAUUUUAAUAAUUGUCCAAUUUUACACAUUCCUGGAAAUAUUUAUCCUAUAAACGAAUAUUUUCUCGAAGACUAUAUAACAAAAUUGAAAUAUCCAUUUGAGAAUGCGAAUUCAUAUCGUCGAUCGAAUAAAGAAAUCGAUCAAGUGAAAUUCAAUGAAUAUAUCAAUGAACUCGAAUGGGAUUUAGUUCAACAAAAGAAACCAAUUGAAGUUUGGAAGAAAAUACAAGCUAUCGGAACGGAUUUUAGUCUAGAAAUCAACUGUGACUUAGUCGUUAGUGUCAUUGAACUCAUCUGUCGAAUAUCUUCACAAGGUACAAUCCUAGUAUUCCUUCCUGGUUGGAAUGAUAUUGUCAAAUGUACACAGUUACUUCGUCAACGAGCACUGUUGGCAUCUUAUUUGCACAUCUUACCUUUGCAUAGCUUGCUACCAAUUCAUAAUCAACACGAAAUAUUUGAUUCACCACCUCAUCCUAGUCUUCGGAAAGUAAUUCUAUCAACAUCGAUUGCGGAAACUUCGAUUACUAUUGAUGAUGUUAUAUAUGUUGUUGACACGGGACGAACAAAAGCGAGUGAUUAUGAUCUGGAGACUCAAGGCAAAUGUCUUUUACCAACGAAUGUAUCACGUGCAAAUCUCCUUCAACGAAAAGGACGAGCAGGUCGAACCCAACCUGGUGAAUGCUUUCGUUUGUUUACUCGUUGCAAUCAACGCAUGUCAUUCAUUGAUUUUCCUCUAGCAGAGAUGACCACCUCGCGUUUGGAUAAUAUUUAUCUUCAAGCGAAACUAUUGAAUAUAAAAGAUGUCAAAACAUUCCUUCAAGAUGCACUUGAUCCGCCAUCGGCCGAAGCUAUUGAACAUGCUGAACAAUUCCUGUACGAUAUCGGAGCAUUAGUCUCUCCAACAAAUGAACUAACACCCAUUGGAAGGAUACUUGCGCAUUUACCUUUGUCACCACAAAUAGGAAAAUUGUUGAUACUCGGUUAUUUAUUUUCGUGUUUUAACCCAAUCUUAACAAUCGCAUCGGUGUUAAGCUAUCGAGAUCCCUUCGUUAAUCCAAUUGAUAAAACAAGAGAGAUAAACGAAGUACGUCGUCGUUUUGCCGAGAAUACCAUGUCCGAUCAUUUGAUGAUCGUAAAUGUCUAUGAGCAAUGGAAAGCUCAACGAAGCUAUCGUGCUAAAAAUCAAUUUUGUUUUGAAAAUUUUCUCAAUUCAAAUCACAUGAAAAUGAUUGAUAAAGUUCGUAAUCAACUACGACAUCUUAUACAAGAUUAUUUCGCUUCCUAUACAGGUGAUGCAAAUCGAAAUCAACAUAAUCAGCAUUUGAUAUGUGCGCUAAUGUGUGCUGGACUGUAUCCAAACAUAGCCCGAAUUCGUUUGUCAACUGAUAAAUCAUCGAAGCGGCCAUGUCUGUUAGAAACGAAAUUUGAAAAACGAGUUUUGAUACAUCCGAAAUCAAUCAAUGCGAAAUUAAGGGAUAUUGAUAUUCGUCAAUCGUCGAUUCAAUCAACUUUGGUUGUCUAUUAUGAAAAAAUUCGUACUUCGGGUAUAUACAUUCACGAUGUCAGUUUUAUCUCUCCGUACGCGCUGCUCUUCUUUGGUAAAACUCAAACAUCGGCUGAAAACUCGACGACAAAAUGCAACAAUAGUCUUCUAGUGGAUAACUGGAUUGAAAUUAAUAUUGAUAAUGAAACGAAUAAGUUGAUCUAUGGAUUGAAAGAUAAAUUCAAUUAUUUGUUGGAGAGAAAGGCAAUAGAGAAAAAUGUUUUUCUCGAAAAUGAACAGGAAUUACUCGAAACAAUUGUUCAUUUUAUCACGAAACAAGAUCGAAAUUUAGUACUACAAAACAAAUUAAUCGAUGAGUAUGACAAAACGACACCUGUAUAUGAAGAUUGGGAUAAUGAAACUAAAGAAUAA